Molecule: messenger RNA, 620 nt
Organism: Galendromus occidentalis (western predatory mite)
Lineage: Eukaryota; Metazoa; Arthropoda; Arachnida; Mesostigmata; Phytoseiidae
Product: Niemann-Pick type C-2c
Exons: 4
Coding region: 38-562 (174 amino acids)
Source: RefSeq, a predicted model, not a curated record
AGAUCAGAAAGAUCCUGGACCCCCGACUGGCGUCAUCAUGCAGAUUCUCGUUGUUCUCUCGGUCGUGGGAGCCUGUUUCGCUGGCGAGCUCUUCGACAUCAAGCCUCUAGAGCAAUGCGAGGAUUCAACCUCCAUUAAGCACGUUCAGGUCGAGAACUGCAACGAUCCAACGCUGUGCCGCUUGAUGAAAGGAGCGAACACCACCUUACGAGUCGUGAUGGUUGCCCCCAAGAAAGUCACGAACGUGAAAGCUUUGGUGACCGGGACGGUAGGGGACGCAGAACUGCCCUUCCCGGGUUUCGAUCGCUACGUAUGCAAGCAUCCAGACAACAAGAACUUCUGCCCUCAAGAGCCCGGCAAGGAGUACACGCUGAAUUUGAGUCUUCCCAUCCUGAAUCUCUUCCCCAAGAUCAAAACGACGGCCUUCGUGAGACUCAUCGAUGACGAUGCGCCUUCCGAAAUAGAAGAGAGACUCGGUUGCUUCAAGAUCAUGGUCGAACUCAUCGAUAAUCCGAACGCUCCGGUGACCAAGAGGCCUGACGACGACGAUGAGGAGGAAUAAUAGGGAGAAUGUACCAACAUAUGACUGCAGGACGAACGAUAAACCUCGAAAAGACGCA